GGGCCCAGCGAGCGCCGUUAGGCGACAGCCAGACCUGGAAGGCCUGGCCUUGAGCAGCCGGCGCGGGGGAGGCGGCUGCGGCGCAGGGGCCCCGCGCAAGGCUCUCACGCAGAACCGAACCGGCCCACGUGGGCCGCCCCAACCCCGCCCCGCCGCGCAGACGCCGCCAGCAGCCGCAGUCAGGGCCCGGGCCGCGGGAAAGCCCGGGCGAGACACCUCCAGGCCAAGCGGGGCGCGCCGGAACCAGAGCCAGCUGCGCCGGAGCGGGCGCCUCCAGGCCACCAGAUGUUCGCCAUGGAGCCAGGGCUAGCUGAGGGGGGCCCGUUCCUGGGGGGCCCGCCCCCCGGAGUAUGCCAGCCCCAACCAGACAGCAACUCCAACUUCAUGGCAAAUCCCAGGGACGCCAAUGAGAACUGGCACGGGAUGCCAGGCACCGUGGAGCCCGUCCUGAGGAGGAGCUCCCCCGAGCAGCCCUCCAACAACCAGGCUCCCAGAGCCCCCGAGGAGGGCGUCCGCAGCCCCCCGGAGGGAGCAGAGAUUCCCGGGGUUGAGCCUGAGAAGAUGGGGGGCACCAGCACACUCUGCUCCCCUCUGGAGGACAACGGCUAUACCAGCAGCUCCCUGAGUAUCGACAGCCGCAGCAGCAGUCCUGAGUCUGCCUGUGGGACCCCUCGAGGCCUGGGCCCCCCGGAUCCUCUUCUGCCCUCCGUGGCCCAGGCUGUGCAACAGCUGCAGGCUCAGGAGCGCUAUAAAGAGCGGGAGAAGGAGAAGCACCAUGUGCACCUGGUGAUGUACCGGCGCCUGGCACUGCUCCAGUGGAUCCGGGGCCUGCAGCACCAGCUGGUUGACCAGCAGGCCCGGCUGCAGGACAGCUUCGAUACCAUCUUAGACAAUCGCAAGGAGCUUAUCCGGCGUUUCCAGCAGAAGGCAGCACCAUCUAGGCCCCAGGACCAGGGCUAAGGCUGUGCCCCCACAAGUGUGCGAGGGUAUAUAUGUGUAUGUUUGCAGGCAUGUGUGUGGCUGUGCACAAAUAAGUAUAUGAUUAUUUGCUAGCUUGAGUGCGGGUAAGCAUAAUGAAUGAGUGUGUAUGUGCUAACAUAAAAACGGGUGUGUGCAGGUAUGUGUGAAUGAGCUUGAGUGUGCUGUUACAUGUGAGUAUGUAAGAAUGAACAUGUAUGUAGCAUGUAUGUAAUGGAGUGAAUUUGUAUAUGCAAGUGUGGACAGGUACCCAACAGCGUGUGUAUGUGCAUAAGUGAGGAUGUUUAUGCACAAGAUGUGUGUGUGUGUGUGUGAAUGUGUAGGCAUGUGCUAGGUGUGUGUGAGUGAACCCCUGUGUGUGCAGGCCUAUAUGUCGGGGUGCAUAUGUAUUUGCAGACAGACUGGUGAGCAGGUGCCUACUGAUUUCAUCUGCACACAUCCUGUGUUACCCGUGGCCUACACCAGCCUUUGUUUUCCUCUGGGUCUCACUGUCCCCCAAUGAAAAAUGGCUGGCCUGCUGUCAGUUGAAGGAUGUACCCUGCUGUCAUCUAUCUGUGGCUGAUCCAUUCUCCUAGAAUUUUCCAGACCAUUUCUCUUCAUCUCUUCCCCUCACUUAUCCUAUACCUUGCUCUUCUCGCUCACUGUCCUUGAUGCUGGCUUUGCUGUGAGGGGUUUAGAGGCUGUUCUGGCCUACCACAGCAUUUUGUAACAAUAUUUAUUUAUUUAUUUGAAAGGCAGUGUUACAGAAAGAGAGAGAGGUCUCCCGUGCACUGAAUCAUUCACCAAAUGGCCAUAAGGCAAGUUCAGCCUCCUGGGCCUGGCGAUCUGAUGGUGGUCUCUCAGCAGCUUCCCAGUCUGAUGAGGGUGUCUUGGCCCUGCCUGAGAGAGCCCUGCAUGAGAUUGUCCUUGUCCUAAGUCGCCUGUCUGGAGCCAGGAGCUUCUUCUGGGUCUCCCAUGUGGCUGCAGGGCCCCAGGGACUUGCGCCGUUUUUCUGAUGCUUUCCCAGGUGCAUUUGCAGGGAGCUGGAUCAGAAGUGGAGCAGUUGGGACUUGAACCGGCGCCCGUAUGGGAUGCUAGCAUUGCAGGCAACAGCUUGACCCGCCACGCCACAACACCAGCCCCCUGCCAUAGCAUGUUAUCUACAGUUUUUCAGAGCAGUUGGUGGAGAAUUGGCUUGAGGGAAGGAAAUUGGGAGCGGGAAGGUGCAGCUCAUGGCAGGAGGUGGCAGGGAAGGUUGGGGACUAUUCCUCUUGGGCUCUGCCAUUGGACACACUGGACAUGGUGAUAGGGAAAUGACAGUGGCAGAGCCCUUUGAGGAACAGGAGAGUGGAAAUUCUAACAUAGCAGGUCCCUAACCGACCGAAGCAUUGACUUAAGUUUCUGCCGAGAAGGAACGUGCGCUCACAAGCUUGCAAGAAAUAGGUGGGUGUUCCAAGGCAGUCGGGGAAAAACCUCUCCCUGCCCCCUCUGUGCCUGUGCCUUGCUGUGCGUCUCUGGCUUUCGCAGUUUUGCCUGUUAAUUGGGUUGGUCCCUUUCUGCAGGGCGAGACUGUGGGCAGGAGGCAGCAUCAGCCCAGCCUCGGGCAGCUCUUGGAUGGCCUUUCAACAGGGACAGGCUCCAGCAGAGGCUCCGAGAGCUGUUGAGUGGUCAUGUCUUGGGCAGGACCAACGACUGAGGUAGCUGAACUCUCGGCUCUGCUCCUGGGAGCCGAGAGAAUGUGAGGUUGCUGUGGGUGAGGCUACGCCGUCGGGCCCUCAGUCUCCAUGUCUGCCGUGCAUAGAGGAUCUUGCUGUCCAUCUCGAAAGAGUUCCAUCCCGAGGAGUGGGUGGGGGAAAGGUACAGGGAGAGGGCGUGAAAUGUGGACCCUGGGCUCUUGGUGUCUGUAGCUCCUGCAUGCUGAGCGUGAACCUGCUGCCUGGCCUAACCCAGGAUGAAUAAACUGGGGCCAAGAGUGGAA
This is a messenger RNA of Oryctolagus cuniculus (rabbit), 2935 nucleotides long. It is a transcript of the gene C7H1orf216, whose product is annotated as chromosome 7 C1orf216 homolog. NCBI's taxonomy places the organism in Eukaryota, Metazoa, Chordata, Mammalia, Lagomorpha, Leporidae. The record is from RefSeq and is a predicted model, not a curated record.